AUGCGCCAAGUCCAGGCAACGAGGGUACUGACCUCUGUGGGAAGAGUUUUACUCAACUGUGUAAUCUCAAAGUACACCGGCGCAUUCACACAGGAGAGAAACCGUAUUACUGCUCAGAGUGUGGGACGAAUUUUACUACAUAGAGUGAUCUCAAAAAACACCAGCUCAUUCACACAGGAGAAAAAACUGUAUUGCUGCUUAGACUGUGGCAGGAGUUUUAAUCGACAGAGUAAUCUUCUACAACACCGGCGCAUUCACACAGGAGAGAAACCAUAUUACUGCUCAGAGUGUGGAAAGAAUUUUAAUCUACAGAGUCAUCUCCAACAACACCAGCGCAUUCACACAGGCGAGAAACCAUAUUACUGCCCAGACUGUGGAAAGAAUUUUAUUACACAGAGUGAUCUCAAAAAACACUACUGCAUUCACACAGGAGAGAAACCAUUUUCCUGCUCAGACUGUGGGAAGAAUUUUAAUCGACAGAGUCAUCUCCAACAACACCAGCGCAUUCACACAGGAGAGAAACCGUAUUACUGCUCAGAGUGCUGUAGGAAUUUUACUACACAGAGUCAUCUUCAACAACAUCAGCGAAUUCACACUGGAGAGAAACCGUAUUGCUGCUCAGAGUGUGGGAAGAGUUUUAAUCGACAGAGUCAUCUCCAAAUCCACCAGCGCAUUCACACAGGAGAGAAACCAUAUUACUGCUCAGUGUGUGGAACGAGUUUUUCUGCACAGUCUUCUCUCAGAAUACACAAGCGCAUUCACACAGGAGAAAAAACAUAUUGCUGCUCAGACUGUGGGAAGAGUUUUAAACAAAUAGGUAAACUUAAAAUGCAUCAACGCAUUCAUACAGGAGAGAAACCGUAUUACUGCUCAGACUGUGAGAGAAGCUUCAGGCAUUCCAAUACAUUUAAGAAACACAAGUGCACUAAGAGGAGUCACAGAAAUUUAUGAUGGCACUCCUUCCACCACCACAGGCUCCAAUCCAGAUUUCAGAAAUAAAUGUCCUUGAGAGUUACAUAAUCUGCUAAGUUUUUCCCGGUGGUUAUUAUGAUGUUCCUUAGUGUACUCUUAAUGGGUGCUACAGCAUGGCAAGUAAUUUCUAUUGUUUUGCAGGCAGGUAACUAGAUGUUUCUAGGGGGUUGCUAUGGCAUCCUAAGGUGUUGCCAAGUGGGGUUGCUGUGUCUUCUUGCAUCAUCACUGUAUUUAAAACGUUGCAAAAAAAAAAGUCUAAAAAAUAUUAUACUACUGAUUUGCUUUGCCAUAGAAAAUGAGCAGCAAAUGUAUUUAAUCCUUUUAAUAGACUUAUAAUUUGAAUAAUUUAUUCAAAAUAAUCUCCUUAAUACUUGCUGUUUUUAUUUUAUUUUUAGAUAAUUAAAAAGGAUCACAAAUCACAGUUUCUGUAUGUUCAUUUUUAUAAUCUGGGCAGUUUAAAGUCCAUUUUUGCAAUAAAGUAAAAGUAACCAAGCUGUUCAUAAAAUAUCUGCAUUAUUAGAGGGAUUGUAGAUCAUGUGGGCUACAGUGCAGAGCCCAAAGACUGUACAAAGAUAUCAGAGUAUAAUAUACAGUCUAAAAAUAUAAGUAUAAUAAGGUCACUUGAUGUUAUCCUGCGGUUGCUGCUGAUAUUUGAAAAAGUUGACCUGAACCCCAUUGAAAACCACUGGAAUGCAAACAAGAGGAAGAUGAAUGGUUUUAAGUCAUCAAACAAAGCUGAACUGAUUGAUUUUUUUUGUGCCAGGAAUGGCAUACGGUUACGCAAAAGCAGUGUAAAAGACACAUGAAAGCUGUGAUUUAAAUAUUAUGGUUAUUCCUCCAAAUAUUGAUUUCUUCACUCUUCAUGAGUUUAAACACUAGCAUUGUUGUGUCUAAAUUAAUAUACAUUUGUUUUCUUUACAUUAUUUGAGGUAUGAAAGCACUGCAUAUUUUUCAUUAUAUUGACUAUUUUUCAUUUUCUGAAAAUAAACGCUCUAAAUGACAAUAUUUUUCUUUGGAAUUCAGGAGAAAUCAAUUUUAAUUAAAUAUUUUUAUUUAUUUUUUUAUUUUUUAAUCCAGAGCUGUAUAUUCAUAUUUUGUAUUAUAAAUUAUGUCUGUAUAUCAUGCAAUUUUCAAAACUGCUAGUCAUUCUUUUAACUAAGAGGUCUAUAAGAACAAGCAUUAACAAACAAAAGUAGAAUUUUACUGCUUUAUUGUGCCCUGAAUUGCCUUAACUGUGGCCUUAAAAUUCCACUUGCAUAAAAAUGAAAAAAUGUUAGAGUUUGAAUGUUUUGUACAAAUGCAUAAUUUAAAAGGGAUCUGAUUUUACGGUUUUCAUUCUAAGACUCGAAGCGCAAAACUCUUGCUAGUAUUUUGACUGGAAGGAGAAGGAAAGGGAGGGGGGGGGGGUAACACAGGAUUUGGGCAGGAGUUCGGGGCAGUUUCGCUGGAAAAG
Messenger RNA from Astyanax mexicanus (Mexican tetra), 2425 nucleotides. RefSeq names its product zinc finger protein 239-like. Gene Ontology annotation, biological process: regulation of immune system process; regulation of cytokine production; negative regulation of transcription by RNA polymerase II. Bases 1 to 951 code for a protein of 316 amino acids. Lineage: Eukaryota; Metazoa; Chordata; Actinopteri; Characiformes; Acestrorhamphidae. The transcript is spliced from 2 exons. The record is from RefSeq and is a predicted model, not a curated record.